Biomphalaria glabrata is the source of this 10161-nucleotide messenger RNA. Its product is annotated as mucin-2. The coding region runs from base 16 to 10056 and encodes 3346 amino acids. Lineage: Eukaryota; Metazoa; Mollusca; Gastropoda; Planorbidae. The transcript is spliced from 47 exons. The record is from RefSeq and is a predicted model, not a curated record.
ACACAUAGUAAAAAAAUGAAGAACACACACUCUUCCCACCCACCUCAAAAACAAAAUACCAUAUCUGCUUCCAAAAGGCUGUGUUUUACUAUUUUUAAUGCUAAUAUAUUUUUCUUAACAGUUGUUUCUUCUACUGAAAGCCUUCCUGUAGAUGCUGCAACAAUAGCAAGUUUGUUUUCUAGUAAAGUGGAUACCUUAGAUCUACCAAAUAACAAAAAAGCAUUUAUAUUAUAUAUUCAUCCAAAUGAAAAUACUGAGAUCCCUCCAUAUAGUGGACAGAUCUACAUUCCAGAGAAAUUAACACCUGAUGCAGUAGAAAAUGCUCAACAAACAGAUAUGGUAUUUAUUUCAACAAGCACUCCUAAUGAAGUUCGAUAUGAAUCAUGUAAAGUGAUACAUUAUGGUUCAGAAUCAACACCUCAAUCUGAGAGCUCACCACCGCCACCAGAAGAAUCCACUACAGAAGAAAUUACACCAUCUAUCACACCUACAGAAACUGCACCAACAGGAAGUGUUACAUCUUCUGAAACAACUCCUUUAUCAACUAGUCCAACUCCUUUUGUUAGUGGACCUACAGGAACAACAACACCCUGUACUCUGCAAAUGCAGUCUAUUGAGGCUGACAAGUCUGUUGAACCUGUUAAUUCACUAUCUAGAUACUCUCUCUAUGGCUUACCUCCUGGUUACAUUUAUCAAAUAAAUGUCUAUGCAAGUCCCACAGAAAUAGAAACAGAACCAUCUUAUCUUCUGACUCAACUCCAGUUAGAUACUCCAGUAUUCUUGGGAGAUGGGUCCUACAAAGCAAUCAAACGUGAAGGUGGUUUUACUAAUGAUGAUAUCAAGAGACUUACAGUUUUAGUUGAAAGUGAUCUUGAAUUUUACUACAAGUCAUCUACCUGGGAACUUUUGGUGUUUCAAUCCAAAGAAGGCAAAGUCUACCCUGUUGAACCUAAUACUUUAUAUUAUGAUAUAAUAGAGAACUAUAAUAGCUCUAAAUUGGAAUUAGAACAUCCAGCUUAUUUACAAGCAGUAACUGGUUCACUCAUUUCCUAUCAAAGAUGUGAAGAAACUUCAACUACAACACCUAAAGUAACAACAGGAACAGGACCAUCCUCAUCUGAAAGUACAGCUCCAACAGGAACUAAACCACCUGGAGUUACAACAGGACCAUCCUCAUCUGAAAGUACAGCUCCAACUGGAACCACACCACCUGGAGUUACAACAGGACCAUCCUCAUCUGAAAGUACAGCUCCAACAGGAACUAAACCACCUGGAGUUACAACAAGACCAUCCUCAUCUGAAAGUACAGCUCCAACUGGAACCACACCACCUGGAGUUACAACAGGACCAUUCUCAUCUGAAAGUACAGCUCCAACUGGAACCACACCACCUGGAGUUACAACAGGACCAUCCUCAUCCGAAAGUACAGCUCCAACAGGAACUAAACCACCUGGAGUUACAACAGGACCAUCCUCAUCUGAAAGUACAGCUCCAACUGGAACCACACCACCUGGAGUUACAACAGGACCAUCCUCAUCUGAAAGUACAGCUUCAACAGGAACUAAACCACCUGGAGUUACAACAGGACCAUCCUCAUCUGAAAGUACAGCUCCAACUGGAACAACACCACCUGGAGUUACAACAGGACCAUCCUCAUCUGAAAGUACUGCUCCUACUGGAACCACACCACCUGGAGUUACAACAGGACCAUCCUCAUCUGAAAGUACUGCUCAAACUGGAACCACACCGCCUGGAGUUACAACAGGACCAUCCUCAUCUGAAAGUACAGCUCCAACUGGAACCACACCACCUGGAGUUACAACAGGACCAUCCUCAUCUGAAAGUACAGCUUCAACAGGAACUAAACCACCUGGAGUUACAACAGGACCAUCCUCAUCUGAAAGUACAGCUCCAACUGGAACAACACCACCUGGAGUUACAACAGGACCAUCCUCAUCUGAAAGUACUGCUCCUACUGGAACCACACCACCUGGAGUUACAACAGGACCAUCCUCAUCUGAAAGUACUGCUCAAACUGGAACCACACCGCCUGGAGUUACAACAGGACCAUCCUCUUCUGAAUCUACAUCACCUGAAACAUCUCCAACUACACCAUCAUCAGCAACAGGUUGUUCCCUUACAAUGACACCUCAAUCUCCUGAUGGUAGUGCUAAAUAUGUUACAUCUACUUCACAAUAUGAUCAGAAUAGAAAAAUUGACUAUAUUAAUAAUAAGGAUAAUAAUCUUCAGAAGAUUAAUGCACCAAAUGGUUCAAAAGUGUUGUCUCCCACAGAUAAGUUGUCCUUUAGUGGUUCUGAAUUCAAAUACAUCUAUGUAGAGCUAGCACCUGAAAUUAAUGGAUCUCUUCCAAAGUCAGGAUCAUUUGCUAUAGACUACUUUGGUGGUUCAAUUUUCAAAGUUGAGGAUAAAGAUGGUAAAUUCCUUAACAUAUAUUUACUGAUUUUGAUUGUACCACCUACAAGUAUGCAACUUGAUGCAUCUUUUGAAGGAAAAGUAUUUAUUGCUAAGGAUAUUACUCUUGAGACAGUACAAGAAGCAAAUAAGAGACCUUCAGUGUAUGUUAUAUCAGACAAAGAUAAUAAAAUUACACAAGAAUCUUGUGAAGAAAUUCCUCCUGGUACAGAAUCCACACAGACAACUCAGGGCCCUCCAACAGAGCCACAAUUGAGUACUACAGCUGAAAUAGUUCCUACUACAACUAGUCCAAUAGUUUUUACAACUGAACAAACUUCAAGAAAAACUACAUCACCUGGAGUUACAACAGGACCAUCCUCAUCUGAAAGUACAGCUCCAACUGGAACCACAACACCUGGAGUUACAACAGGACCUUCCUCAUCUGAAAGUACAGCUCCAACAGGAACUACACCACCUGGAGUUACAACAGGACCAUCCUCAUCUGAAAGUACAGCUCCAACUGGAACCACACCACCUGGAGUUACAACAAGACCAUCCUCAUCUGAAAGUACAGCUCCUACUGGAACCACACCACCUGGAGUUACAACAGGACCAUCCUCAUCUGAAAGUACAGCUCAAACUGGAACUACACCACCUGGAGUUACAACAGGACCAUCCUCAUCUGAAAGUACAGCUCCAACUGGAACCACACCACCUGGAGUUACAACAGGACCAUCCUCAUCUGAAAGUACAGCUCCUACUGGAACCACACCACCUGGAGUUACAACAGGACCAUCCUCAUCUGAAAGUACAGCUCCAACUGGAACCACACCACCUGGAGUUACAACAGGACCAUCCUCAUCUGAAAGUACUGCUCCAACUGGAACCACACCACCUGGAGUUACAACAGGACCAUCCUCAUCUGAAAGUACAGCUCCAACAGGAACUAAACCACCUGGAGUUACAACAGAACCAUCCUCAUCUGAAAGUACAGCUCCAACAGGAACUAAACCACCUGGAGUUACAACAGGACCAUCCUCAUCUGAAAGUACUGCAUCAACUGGAACCACACCACCUGGAGUUACAACAGGACCAUCCUCAUCUGAAAGUACAGCUCCAACUGGAACCACACCACCUGGAGUUACAACAGGACCAUCCUCAUCCGAAAGUACAGCUCCAACAGGAACUAAACCACCUGGAGUUACAACAGGACCAUCCUCAUCUGAAAGUACAGCUCCAACUGGAACCACACCACCUGGAGUUACAACAGGACCAUCCUCAUCUGAAAGUACAGCUCCAACUGGAACAACACCACCUGGAGUUACAACAGGACCAUCCUCAUCUGAAAGUACUGCUCCUACUGGAACCACACCACCUGGAGUUACAACAGGACCAUCCUCAUCUGAAAGUACUACUCAAACUGGAACCACAAUGCCUGGAGUUACAACAGGACCAUUCUCUUCUGAAUCUACAUCACCUGAAACAUCUCCAACUACACCAUCAUCAGCAACAGGUUGUUCCCUUACAAUGACACCUCAAUCUCCUGAUGGUAGUGCUAAAUAUGUUACAUCUACUUCACAAUAUGAUCAGAAUAGAAAAAUUGACUAUAUUAAUAAUAAGGAUAAUAAUCUUCAGAAGAUUAAUGCACCAAAUGGUUCAAAAGUGUUGUCUCCCACAGAUAAGUUGUCCUUUAGUGGUUCUGAAUUCAAAUACAUCUAUGUAGAGCUAGCACCUGAAAUUAAUGGAUCUCUUCCAAAGUCAGGAUCAUUUGCUAUAGACUACUUUGGUGGUUCAAUUUUCAAAGUUGAGGAUAAGGAUGGUAAAUUCCUUAACAUAUAUUUACUGAUUUUGAUUGUACCACCUACAAGUAUGCAACUUGAUGCAUCUUUUGAAGGAAAAGUAUUUAUUGCUAAGGAUAUUACUCUUGAGACAGUACAAGAAGCAAAUAAGAGACCUUCAGUGUAUGUUAUAUCAGACAAAGAUAAUAAAAUUACACAAGAAUCUUGUGAAGAAAUUCCUCCUGGUACAGAAUCCACACAGACAACUCAGGGCCCUCCAACAGAGCCACAAUUGAGUACUACAGCUGAAAUAGUUCCUACUACAACUAGUCCAAUAGUUUUUACAACUGAACAAACUUCAAGAAAAACUACAUCACCUGGAGUUACAACAGGACCAUCCUCAUCUGAAAGUACAGCUCCAACUGGAACCACACCACCUGGAGUUACAACAGGACCUUCCUCAUCUGAAAGUACAGCUCCAACAGGAACUACACCACCUGGAGUUACAACAGGACCAUCCUCAUCUGAAAGUACAGCUCCAACUGGAACCACACCACCUGGAGUUACAACAGGACCAUCCUCAUCUGAAAGUACAGCUCCUACUGGAACCACACCACCUGGAGUUACAACAGGACCAUCCUCAUCUGAAAGUACAGCUCAAACUGGAACUACACCACCUGGAGUUACAACAGGACCAUCCUCAUCUGAAAGUACAGCUCUAACUGGAACCACACCACCUGGAGUUACAACAGGACCAUCCUCAUCUGAAAGUACAGCUCCUACUGGAACCACACCACCUGGAGUUACAACAGGACCAUCCUCAUCUGAAAGUACAGCUCCAACUGGAACCACACCACCUGGAGUUACAACAGGACCAUCCUCAUCUGAAAGUACUGCUCCAACUGGAACCACACCACCUGGAGUUACAACAGGACCAUCCUCAUCUGAAAGUACAGCUCCAACAGGAACUAAACCACCUGGAGUUACAACAGGACCAUCCUCAUCUGAAAGUACAGCUCCAACAGGAACUAAACCACCUGGAGUUACAACAGGACCAUCCUCAUCUGAAAGUACUGCAUCAACUGGAACCACACCACCUGGAGUUACAACAGGACCAUCCUCAUCUGAAAGUACAGCUCCAACAGGAACUAAACCACCUGGAGUUACAACAGGACCAUCCUCAUCUGAAAGUACAGCUCCAACAGGAACUACACCACCUGGAGUUACAACAGGACCAUCCUCAUCUGAAAGUACAGCUCCAACAGGAACUACACCACCUGGAGUUACAACAGGACCAUCCUCUUCUGAAUCUACAUCACCUGAAACAUCUCCAACUACACCAUCAUCAGCAACAGGUUGUUCCCUUACAAUGACACCUCAAUCUCCUGAUGGUAGUGCUAAAUAUGUUACAUCUACUUCACAAUAUGAUCAGAAUAGAAAAAUUGACUAUAUUAAUAAUAAGGAUAAUAAUCUUCAGAAGAUUAAUGCACCAAAUGGUUCAAAAGUGUUGUCUCCCACAGAUAAGUUGUCCUUUAGUGGUUCUGAAUUCAAAUACAUCUAUGUAGAGCUAGCACCUGAAAUUAAUGGAUCUCUUCCAAAGUCAGGAUCAUUUGCUAUAGACUACUUUGGUGGUUCAAUUUUCAAAGUUGAGGAUAAGGAUGGUAAAUUCCUUAACAUAUAUUUACUGAUUUUGAUUGUACCACCUACAAGUAUGCAACUUGAUGCAUCUUUUGAAGGAAAAGUAUUUAUUGCUAAGGAUAUUACUCUUGAGACAGUUCAAGAAGCAAAUAAGAGACCUUCAGUGUAUGUUAUAUCAGACAAAGAUAAUAAAAUUACACAAGAAUCUUGUGAAGAAAUUCCUCCUGGUACAGAAUCCACACAGACAACUCAGGGCCCUCCAACAGAGCCACAAUUGAGUACUACAGCUGAAAUAGUUCCUACUACAACUAGUCCAAUAGUUUUUACAACUGAACAAACUUCAAGAAAAACUACAUCACCUGGAGUUACAACAGGACCAUCCUCAUCUGAAAGUACAGCUCCAACUGGAACCACACCACCUGGAGUUACAACAGGACCUUCCUCAUCUGAAAGUACAGCUCCAACAGGAACUACACCACCUGGAGUUACAACAGGACCAUCCUCAUCUGAAAGUACAGCUCCAACUGGAACCACACCACCUGGAGUUACAACAGGACCAUCCUCAUCUGAAAGUACAGCUCCUACUGGAACCAUACCACCUGGAGUUACAACAGGACCAUCCUCAUCUGAAAGUACAGCUCUAACUGGAACCACACCACCUGGAGUUACAACAGGACCAUCCUCAUCUGAAAGUACAGCUCCUACUGGAACCACACCACCUGGAGUUACAACAGGACCAUCCUCAUCUGAAAGUACAGCUCCAACUGGAACCACACCACCUGGAGUUACAACAGGACCAUCCUCAUCUGAAAGUACUGCUCCAACUGGAACCACACCACCUGGAGUUACAACAGGACCAUCCUCAUCUGAAAGUACAGCUCCAACAGGAACUAAACCACCUGGAGUUACAACAGGACCAUCCUCAUCUGAAAGUACAGCUCCAACAGGAACUAAACCACCUGGAGUUACAACAGGACCAUCCUCAUCUGAAAUUACAGCUCCAACAGGAACUAAACCACCUGGAGUUACAACAGGACCAUCCUCAUCUGAAAGUACAGCUCCAACAGGAACUACACCACCUGGAGUUACAACAGGACCAUCCUCAUCUGAAAGUACAGCUCCAACAGGAACUACACCACCUGGAGUUACAACAGGACCAUCCUCUUCUGAAUCUACAUCACCUGAAACAUCUCCAACUACACCAUCAUCAGCAACAGGUUGUUCCCUUACAAUGAACCCUCAAUCUCCUGAUGGUAGUGCUAAAUAUGUUACAUCUACUAUACAAUUUGAUCAGAAUAGAAAAAUUGACUAUAUUAAUAAUAAGGAUAAUAAUCUUCAGAAGAUUAAUGCACCAAAUGGUUCAAAAGUGUUGUCUCCCACAGAUAAGUUGUCCUUUAGUGGUUCUGAAUUCAAAUACAUCUAUGUAGAGCUAGCACCUGAAAUUAAUGGAUCUCUUCCAAAGUCAGGAUCAUUUGCUAUAGACUACUUUGGUGGUUCAAUUUUCAAAGUUGAGGAUAAGGAUGGUAAAUUCCUUAACAUAUAUUUACUGAUUUUGAUUGUACCACCUACAAGUAUGCAACUUGAUGCAUCUUUUGAAGGAAAAGUAUUUAUUGCUAAGGAUAUUACUCUUGAGACAGUACAAGAAGCAAAUAAGAGACCUUCAGUGUAUGUUAUAUCAGACAAAGAUAAUAAAAUUACACAAGAAUCUUGUGAAGAAAUUCCUCCUGGUACAGAAUCCACACAGACAACUCAGGGCCCUCCAACAGAGCCACAAUUGAGUACUACAGCUGAAAUAGUUCCUACUACAACUAGUCCAAUAGUUUUUACAACUGAACAAACUUCAAGAAAAACUACAUCACCUGGAGUUACAACAGGACCAUCCUCAUCUGAAAGUACAGCUCCAACUGGAACCACACCACCUGGAGUUACAACAGGACCUUCCUCAUCUGAAAGUACAGCUCCAACAGGAACUACACCACCUGGAGUUACAACAGGACCAUCCUCAUCUGAAAGUACAGCUCCAACUGGAACCACACCACCUGGAGUUACAACAGGACCAUCCUCAUCUGAAAGUACAGCUCCUACUGGAACCACACCACCUGGAGUUACAACAGGACCAUCCUCAUCUGAAAGUACAGCUCCAACUGGAACCACAACACCUGGAGUUACAACAGGACCAUCCUCAUCUGAAAGUACAACAUCUAGAACAACUGAAACUACUCCUGAAUUAGUUUGUCAAAACAUCGUUGACUUGACAGAUAAGAAUCUAUCAGAAUUACCUAUUACACAAUUUGUAAUUAAUCCUACUAGUGUUGAACGACAAAACGCAAGUUUUAAAGUUCCACCUAGCAUUUCUACUGUAGAAAUAUCAACAGUACUUUAUCAGGGAGGUCAGCUUAUGGCAGUUGGAAUAGAUGGAGAUGUAUCUUCUUAUCAAGUUCGAAUUUUGGAUGGAAAAGCUGUUCUUUCAGAACCCAUCAAGAACAAUAAUGGUGAAGAAACAUUCCAGCCAUCAUCUACUUCAAGAAACUUUUUCAAUGCCAACAUAGCUGCUUCCUCUUCAAUUAAAAUUGUCAUAACUGGUCCAUCAAAUGGAUUUCAGUUUAACAUAAGUGAAUUGAAGCUAUGCUUGCCAAAACUUAAAUAUUGUACUCUGAAUUCUGAAGAAAAAAUACUGACAGCAUUAAAAUUCUUACCAGCAAAUAAUGUUUUGGGUUCUACUCAGAACAAUAAAACUGUUUACUAUGGCUAUAAUGGUGAUAUUAUUGAAGAUGGUGUUGUGGUGACAGGUUCUUGCUACUCAUGCUCUUGCAAGGAAUAUUUACUAGUUUGUGAUGUAGCAGAAGAAGAGUGUGCUAAAUGCCCAGAACCAAUAGUUCAAUGUGUGGGAGACUGCAAUAAUGCUUUUACAUCAGUAACAUUUAAUGAAGAUGGUGUUCCUGAUCACUGUUUCAAUUCUUCUGUCCCAUGUGUACCAGAUGGCUGCUCUACUACUCCUCAUCAGUGUCCAGGUCCUUGGUCAGGAUGGACACCAUGUUCAAGCACUUGUCAAAAGUUCCGUAACCGAACUUGUGGUAGUGAUUGUGAUGCUGACUGUGUUACCUCCUAUAAUCUGACUGACUCCCAGUCUUGUGACAUCUGUGUAACAGUAACCACAGGUCCAAUAUGUGAUGAUAAUGAAGUUCCUGCUUGUGUCAGCAAGUAUGAUGAAUGCAUAGAAUCUUGUGCUGUGUAUAGGAAGAACUCCACUUGUGAUUCUCUUUUGGAUGAUAUUACUUGUGUUGAAAAAUGCCAAUGCAAAGAUGGUUAUAGGAGGAAUGCAUUUGGUGAUUGUGUGAAACUUACAGAAUGUGAGUGUUAUAAAGACAGUGGAAGCUCUACCCCAAUACCACAAACUUACAUUGUAAACAUUAGUAAAUGUGGCUACUGCUUAUGUAACGAAGCUGGAUACAGUUGUAAGGAGCGUGAAGGCUGUUGUGAGAUACAAGAAUGGACUGAAUGGUCACCAUGUGAUGUAACUUGUGGAACAGGAUCACGUUCAAGACAAAGAAAAAUAUUAGGCGAUAGUUGUUCAAAAAGUGAACAAAGUUCAGAAAGUAAAGUAUGUCAACCUGGUGAAUGUCCUUGUUUCUACAACGGACAAUUCUGGGAAGCAGGAAAAGUUGUUACUGACAAAUGCCAGGAAUGCACUUGUCGCAACGGUGAAGUAAACUGUUUGGAAAUCCUCAACUUAGGCAAUGAAGUAUGGCCCAAUGAUGAAUGUACAGAGAAAUGUUAUUGCAACACCAACGGAACUAUGGAAUGCUCCUACAGUCAGGAAUAUGCUGAAUGUAGAGAUGUCAUUGAUAACUGUGACCUUACCACCAAUGUCCUUGAAGAUACUGAUGAUGCAUGCUGCAAGCGUUGUGUACCAAAGAUGAUCCCAUGUACUUACAAAGCUGAGAGUAGUGUUAUGCUUAACAUCACAACUGAAGACAAUGGUCUCUGCGUCUCUGUUGAACCUCAAGAAGUUGGCUCCUGCUCUGGAACAUGUGGCGUUAGCUCAGACAGUAUUGUGAGGACAAUGUUCCAGAACGGCAGAUUGGAACUCAUCACUGCACAGAACUGUGCUUGCUGUAAGGCUUCUAUAGAAUUCAAAUCUGUCAGUUUCAGUUGUGAAUAUAAUGGCCAAGUCCAAUAUGAUGUCAGCUACAUAUCUGGAUGCAACUGUGAACGCUGUGGAUAAUUGACAUGUACAGCUCCGCCAUUGAUACAAAUAUUAUGUUGAAUUAUGCUUAAAGGAAUGUAACAUUUUUCAAGUCAAUAAAAAAAUAUGAAUAGAAAUACAUUA